This is a messenger RNA of Aphidius gifuensis, 774 nucleotides long. RefSeq names its product RING-box protein 1A (gene Roc1a). Gene Ontology annotation, biological process: ubiquitin-dependent protein catabolic process; protein ubiquitination. Gene Ontology annotation, molecular function: zinc ion binding; cullin family protein binding; ubiquitin protein ligase activity. The transcript is spliced from 5 exons. Bases 114 to 467 code for a protein of 117 amino acids. The record is from RefSeq and is a predicted model, not a curated record. NCBI's taxonomy places the organism in Eukaryota, Metazoa, Arthropoda, Insecta, Hymenoptera, Braconidae. Gene Ontology annotation, cellular component: cullin-RING ubiquitin ligase complex; nucleus.
UACCUGUAGUCUUUCUACUGACUUCUACCAUAGACUGCUGAUCACUGCUGAUGUUACUGAUUUGCGUUUGCUACACACAUAAUACAUUUCAUUGCAUAUUAUUAUAGUCCUGUAUGAUGGCUGUGGUUGCUUCAGCAAUGGACAUUGACGACGAAGAAAACGAUUUACCUACCUCGAGCAGUGGUAAAGGUGAUAAAAAACGUUUUGAAGUUAAAAAGUGGAACGCUGUUGCUCUUUGGGCAUGGGAUAUCGUCGUAGACAAUUGUGCCAUUUGUAGAAAUCAUAUUAUGGAUUUGUGCAUUGAAUGUCAGGCUAAUCAAGCAUCAGCGACAAGUGAAGAAUGUACUGUUGCUUGGGGAGUAUGUAACCAUGCCUUCCAUUUUCACUGUAUUUCACGAUGGCUCAAGACUCGCCAGGUAUGCCCCCUUGAUAAUCGUGAAUGGGAAUUCCAGAAGUACGGUCAUUAAAUGAAUUAUGUUGGUAAUUUCAAGUUUUUCGUCAGAUCUGAUUUGUUUAAUGCAUAGGACAGCAUAACCAACCAACUGAAAAACAACAUUCUAAAAUUGCUAAAGAUCGAUAAAAAAUUUCUGUCACCAACUAAACAACAUUUUUUAGUCCCACAACUGUUUGUUUUUUUUUGUAUUCGAUAAAAAAUAUUGUCAACUGCCGUGAUUACUACCUUGUAAAAAAUUUGGAAUUUAAAGUCUGCUAGGUUUUCUAGUAAUACCAUAAUACUGUAUAAUCUUUAAGAUGAAUAAAUUUGUAAUGAGUUAA